AUGGGACUGCCCUCUGCAUCUUCCAUCAACAAGCAUGUCGUCACGUCCAUCGUCCUGAGAAGAAGACUUCAACCGCCCAUGGCUAACGUCACAAACCACGAAACCACUUUCCCAGAGCACCCGACGGCGCAAAGCCCAUGUCCCACCAAAAAGCACCGCCUCUCGUCCCCGCCACCACCCUCCCACCUACUCUCCCUCCCCACAGAACUCCGUAUCCAAAUCCUCGAACACGUCUUCUCAGAGAACCUUCACCACAACGGCUUCCACCUCCGGCCCCAUUCCAGCAGCAGCAGCAGCAAUCCGCGCCUCAGCGGCAGCCAUCUCGACGAAACAUACACCGCCUCAAAACGGCUCCAACCCCUCCUCGUGUGCAAAACCUUCCACCGCGAGGGAACUCUCCCCGCGCUGCAGCGCACGCACUUCCUCGUGACGAACCUCUUCCUGCAAAUCCCACAGCGCCUGAACGCAAGAUUGCAUCCGAGGCAGAUUCAGGCGCUUCGGAAUCUUGCCUUUGUAGCGGAUGAUCGGCAUUUUCGCAGUCUGAUGGAGUGGCGCGGGAGGCCGUUCGGGAUGGUCUUGGAACUGGAGUGCCUGACGCUCGUGCUGCACCGGACGAACGCGUGGCACUACCUGUUUGAUUUCACGGGGGAUGUGGUGCGGCUGUUGCGCAGUCUGCGGGGCGUGCGGAAGUUUGUGAUUGUGAGGAAUGCGGCGCUGGUCAAGGGGAGUCUGAAGGCGUGGUAUAACCGGCUCGUCGGGUUGAUGUUGAAGACGGAUCAUCAGCAGCGGUAUGAGGUCUGCCCGCCACGGUUGGAGGAGACGUGGUGGGGGUGGGAAUUCGACGAGGAAGGGCAGAGGAUUGUGUUGCAGGCGAGGGAGGCCAGGGGGUGGGUGGAGGAGGAAGAAUACAUGCGGCAGGUGUUGCCGCUGAUGGAGGCGUUGCGGGCGAGCGUGGAGAGUGAGGAGUGGAAUCCGGAUCCGCGCGCGCGGAAUCAUUAUUAUUAG
Lecanosticta acicola is the source of this 1005-nucleotide messenger RNA. Lineage: Eukaryota; Fungi; Ascomycota; Dothideomycetes; Mycosphaerellales; Mycosphaerellaceae. The record is from the annotation of a GenBank genome assembly.